AUGACGCUUCCAAUGAUGGCCCCUCUUUGCCUCCUUCUUUUAAUACUAGUUGUAUCAAGUGAAUCCUGGCUGGACUCUUAUAAAGAUCCUGCAGAGAACUCUCCUGCUGAGGAUGACGAUGAAACCCUCAUGGAGAGACGCUGGCAGCUGGGCUAUGAGAACUGGCGUCUUCGCUGCGAGAAGUUCGAGGCGGAGGAGAACCAAACCUCCCCAGUAAACACUCGAAUUGCAGGCGGGGAACUGGCCGCACGUGGCAUGUUUCCCUAUCAAGUGGGUCUGGUGAUUCAGCAGAGUAAUGGUGAUCUCGUAAAGUGCGGUGGCUCCCUCAUCACCCCUCAGUUCGUGCUGACCGCAGCCCACUGUUUGAUCGAUGGCAUAGGGGCUAGGAUUUACUCGGGUGCCACCAGGUUCGCAGAUGAGAGAGAUUCUGCCGAAGAGUUUUUGGUCACUCACCGGGAUUUCAUAACCUAUCCUGGCUACUUGGGCUUUGGGGGAUACAAUGAUUUGGCCUUGAUACGGCUGCCGAGGAAGGUUAUGGCCUCCGAUCGAGUGCAACCCAUCGAGCUGGCUGGAGAGUUUAUGCAUCAAGCGUAUUUGGAAGGCAAAAGUGUAACCCUCUCGGGUUGGGGGAGCUUGGGAGACUCGCCGGGAAACGAAACGCGACUCCUUCAGUACCUGGAUGUGGGGGUUAUUGGCCAGGAGAGGUGUCUCUGCUACUUUCUGCCCGGUUUGGUUACCCCGCGCCAUGUGUGCACCGAUGGCAGCAAUGGACGAGGUGGCUGCAACGGCGACUCCGGCGGACCGUUGGUCUACCACUGGCGCAACGUCAGCUACCUGAUUGGGGUCACCUCGUUCGGCAGCGCCGAGGGCUGCGAGGUGGGGUCGCCCACUGUCUACGCCAGGAUAACCGCAUAUUUGCCAUGGAUCCGACAACAAACGGCAAUGACCAACUAAAUGCAAUUAACGCCUAAUGGCAGGCCAUUAAUUGCUAAACAAUAUAGUCGGGCCAGACAAUAAAACCAAUUUGAGCAAUGAAACCGAGACGGGCUCUUGUCGAGAAGGGAAGGUGAAAAUGGUCCAU
This is a messenger RNA of Drosophila biarmipes, 1081 nucleotides long. Its product is annotated as brachyurin. Gene Ontology annotation, molecular function: serine-type endopeptidase activity. NCBI's taxonomy places the organism in Eukaryota, Metazoa, Arthropoda, Insecta, Diptera, Drosophilidae. The record is from RefSeq and is a predicted model, not a curated record. Bases 1 to 954 code for a protein of 317 amino acids. The transcript has a single exon. Gene Ontology annotation, biological process: proteolysis.